Molecule: messenger RNA, 3573 nt
Organism: Poecile atricapillus (Black-capped chickadee)
Lineage: Eukaryota; Metazoa; Chordata; Aves; Passeriformes; Paridae
Gene: GZF1
Product: GDNF inducible zinc finger protein 1
Exons: 5
Coding region: 141-2120 (659 amino acids)
Biological process (GO): regulation of cytokine production; negative regulation of transcription by RNA polymerase II; regulation of immune system process
Molecular function (GO): protein binding
Source: RefSeq, a predicted model, not a curated record
AAGUCAGGCCUGGCAUUUAAGCUCUCGUGGGCUUCCGGCUCGGUGGCCGCGCCGAGGAGCCGGAGAUGGCUCCGAGGUGGGCGUGAAGGACCUGGGAGCUCCUCGGAUCCCCACGGAGCCGCGGCGGCGUUCCCGGGAAGAUGGAGAGCAAUCCGGUGCUGCUGGAAUCCAAGUCGUCCCCGCUGAACCUCCUGCACGAGAUGCAGCAGCUGCGGCUGCUGGGCCACCUGUGCGACGUGACGGUCAGCGUGGAGUACCAGGGCGUGCGCGCCGAGUUCCCGGCGCACAAGGCCGUGCUGGCCGCCACCAGCAAGUUCUUCAAGGAGGUGUUCCUCAACGAGAAGGCGGCCGACGGCCCCCGCAGCAACGUCUUCCUCAACGAGGUGCAGGUGGCCGACUUCGCCUCCUUCCUGGAGUUCGUCUACACGGCGCGCGUGGAGGUGGAGGAGGACAGGGUGCAGCGCAUGCUGGAGAUCGCCGAGAAGCUCAAGUGCCUGGACCUCUCCGAGACCUGCUUCCAGCUGAAGAGGCAGAUGCUGGAGUCCGUGCUGCUGGAGCUGCAGAGCUUCUCGGAGUCGCAGGGCCCCGAGGGGGAGAGCGCGGCCGAGGCCAAGCGGGAGCCCCCGGAGCCGCCGGCGGCCGAGGGGCCGGCCGCCAAAGCCAAGGAGAAGGCGGACAGGAAGAAGGAAGCGCUGAAGGCUCCGUACGCCAAGAUCCGCAGGGCGAGCGGGCGGCUGGCCGGCAGGAAGGUGUUCGUGGAGAUCCCCAAGAAGAAAUACACGCGCAGGCUGCGGGAGCAGCAGCGCGACGCCGCCGCCGAGCGGGAAGAGCCGCCCCAGGGCGAGGAGGGGCAGUGCAAGCAGGAGGAGAGCUCCGGGGAAACCGAGGCCGCCCGCCCGGAAAACCCGGCGGAAAGCGGCGAGGGGGACAGGAAGAAGCAGCGCGGCGGCACCGGCGGCGGCGGGGGCUUCAAGUGCGGCACGUGCCAGAAGGAGUUCCUGUACGAGAAGAGCUUCCUGAAGCACGUGCAGCAGAGCCACGGGGCGGCGGCGGCGCCCGAGUUCCGCUGCGAGACGUGCGCCCAGACCUUCGCCAACCGCUGCAACCUGCGCAGCCACCAGCGGCACGUGCACAGCAGCGAGCGCCGCUUCCCCUGCGAGCUGUGCGCCAAGCGCUUCAAGCGCGGCAAGGACGUGCGGCGCCACGUGCUGCAGGUGCACGAGGGCGGCGCCGAGCGGCACCAGUGCCAGCAGUGCGGCAAGGCGCUCAGCUCCAGGACCGCCCUGCGCCUGCACGAGAGGACGCACACCGGGCACAAGCCCUACGGCUGCCCCGAGUGCCAGGCCAAGUUCUCGCAGCCUUCCGCCCUCAAAACGCACAUGAGGAUCCACACGGGGGAGAAGCCCUUUGUGUGCGAUGAGUGCGGGGCGCGCUUCACCCAGAACCACAUGCUCAUCUACCACCGGCGCUGCCACACAGGGGAAAGGCCUUUCAUGUGUGAGACCUGUGGGAAGAGCUUUGCCUCCAAGGAAUACUUGAAACACCACAACCGGAUCCACACAGGCUCCAAGCCCUUCAAGUGUGAGGUUUGCUUCCGGACCUUUGCCCAGCGGAAUUCCCUCUACCAGCACAUCAAGGUCCACACAGGGGAGCGGCCGUACUGCUGCGACCAGUGCGGGAAGCAGUUCACGCAGCUGAACGCGCUGCAGCGGCACCACCGCAUCCACACCGGCGAGAAACCCUUCAUGUGCAACGCCUGCGGCAGGACCUUCACCGACAAAUCCACGCUGCGCCGCCACACCUCGAUCCACGAUAAGAACACCCCCUGGAAAUCCUUCCUCGUCAUCGUGGAAGGAGCCGCCAAGAACGACGAGGGGCACAAAACGGAGCUUCCCGACGAGGAAUACGAGGUGUCCCCCAAAAUCCCAGACAAGCUGCUGGCCUUCCCAGAGAACAGCCCCUACCAGAGCCUGGCAGCGGUGCCGGGAAGCGGGAAUUCCAGCACGGACCGGAAGGGCUCCGGAGGGCAGGAAUCCCUGCUGGGAGAACUCAGCGUGCUGCACGCGCAGACGGACUCCGGGCAGCCCCAGCUCUGUUCAGCCCUGGUGAACAUGGAAUAAUUCGGGAUUGCCUCCCGCUCCUUAGGCUGCAGCCCUUGGACAGUCCCGGGCCUGAGGGAGGCCGGUGUUGGGGAGCUGGGAAAGAGCGGAUUUCCAGCUUUCCUCUGGACAUUCCUUCCCCAGCUCCACACCAGGGAACGUGUGGGAGUGGAUUCCCCGGGAAUUCAGGUAGCUCGGUGGCGCAGGUGUGUUUUCCAGGGAAUUCGAUGCCACGUGGACAAUCAGGAGAAGCGAUGUUUCUCCCUGACAUUGGCUGUGUUUUCCCCAGUGGAAUUCCAUCCAGGAGAAGUCUGGCUGCAUUUGCUCUUCAGGAAAUGCUGGUUUCUCUCUGCUUUUGCCAAAGAUCCCCAAGAGUGGGAGCGGCUUUGGAGUUCCAUUCCAGGAGUUUGGAGUCUCUGAGCAGCAAAACAGGGCAGGUGGCAGCCAAGUGCUACUGCCAUGGUUUUACAAUUCCAUGGAAACUGGAGCAGUCUGGCACUUGGAUCCUGCCAGUUCUCACCUUCCAGCUGCUCCCAUGGAAUCGGGCACUUAGGAGGCCUGAACAUCUCCUGGAAUAAAGUCUGGGAAAAGGAGCUGUGCUGGGAAGGGCUCGGCUCAGAGGCUUUUCCUGCUCCUUUUUAGUGGAAUGGGAUUUGGGGAGAUUUCCCCAGGGCAGGGUAGGAGCCUUGGGGGCGUUUUUUCGGAGCAGCGAGUCCCUGCUGCGGUUUAACGCUCCAAACCUCGGGAUGGGCUUCCCAGAGUAAAAACCCGCAGCUUUUCCCGUUCCUUUUCCCACUCCUUUGCCUGUUCCUGUGGUAUUCCCCCAGCGAUUCCUCAGUGAAGCUGUGAGCAGAACUUUGGGAAAGGGAAGCACAAUCCAGCCCGGUGAGACCCAGCAAUAAAGAAACCCCCCCCCACCUGUGGCACAGAGCUGUUUUUUGGGAUAAAGGGAUGGUGGAGGCAUUCCCAGGGAAUUCUUAAGCUAGAAAAAAAGGGAAUUUUUGUACCAGAGGACAUUUCCAAGGGGUUAUAUUUGAGAUAUUUAUUCUUCCUGCUGGAGCUCAGUCAUUCCCAAUGGAAGGAAGGGGGGGGUUGUAGGAAUAUUUAAAGGCUGAGCACUCGGAUCUGGAGCCGGGGAAUGUUUGGUAUUCCAGGACCAUGCGGAAGUGAGUAACUUGUUUGGGCUGUUCCUAUUAAAAUACGGAAUAUGGAGACCUCAUCCGGUGACUCGGUCGCGUCCAGUGGGACACUCUGGGAUAUGGAGAGGCUUGGGAAGUUCACCUGGAGAAGAGGAGGUUCCCUGGAAACCUCAGCAGGAAAAGCGGGAGGGAUUCCUCGGCAGGAAUCACAGUGACGGGACAAGAGGCAGGGAAUGGCUUCCCAGGGACAGAAGGACAAUUCAGCUGGGAUUUGGGAAGGAAUCCAUCCCUGGCAGCGUUCCAGGGGCUUGGAGCAAGCUGGGAUGGUGGAAGGU